Messenger RNA from Amborella trichopoda, 2349 nucleotides. Lineage: Eukaryota; Viridiplantae; Streptophyta; Magnoliopsida; Amborellales; Amborellaceae. The record is from RefSeq and is a predicted model, not a curated record.
UACAAUGUAAAAUUUACUUAGACAGAUUGGCUAUUCCAAUAAGAUGCUCCUUUCUAUAUUGUGGUAAUGUAUUUGGAAUAUGUACUUUUAACAAAGUUACAUGGCUUCUUCGAUUCAAGAGUUGGAGGGAAAAUGCGAUUUUUCUAGGGAAAGUAUAUAGCUCACCAGAAAUUUCAAGGACUAUCAAUGGCUCUCCCUUCUCCUCUUCGCUCCCCCAGCCUUCUUCAGUCUCUCCCUCCACUCCUUUGUUCUCCGUCCCAUCGGAGUCCUCCAACCUUGCUCACCUCUUCAAAUCUUCUCUAGUGGGUGUCUUCCAACCUCAGAGAGAUGAUCGCAAAGGUAUCAAGAGCUGGCCUAAGAGAGCUGGAAGGAACCAACACUGUAGUACAGACAACUCUCCAUUGGGCCUUACUUUUAAUCCUUCCCCUCAGAAGAAGGGGUUGCUCAUGCCCUUACAAGUACUCAUAAUGUUUGCUUUCGGGGAGCCUACCUUUAGCUGUCCAAAUGGUCUGUUAACUUGGGGGCCUUUCGCCACUAGAAGAUUUGGCUCACGGCCUCCUCCAUCUCUCUCUAUGCAUGGUGCCUCGAAACGUUCAGGGCCAUAGGUAACUCUCGUGGCUCUUUCGUGGCCACCCGCUGGAAGUCUAUGAAGAACUUUCCACUUGGCACUCUAUGCCCAUGAUAGACAUUUUAGAGCCUCAUCAAAUCCCCCCUUUCCUCUGGCUUGAAGCAGCGGGAGCAUACCACCAGUUUUUCCUUUCCUGGUCAACUGCUUCCCCUCCUGCCCCCAGCUUUGUUGCUCUGGUAGAUUCUCCUAGUCUUUCGUCGACCACCGAGAUUCGGGAGCAAUGGAAGUAUGUGUCCAGGAGAAGGUUCGAUCGUGAACGGGGCUGCCAUGUCAACUGUGAUUUCCAUCGUCCAUCUCUCAUAGGAAACCUGCACCCCUACCCUCCAUCAAGUGCAUGCUGCCCAGCUCCGCCUCCUCCACCUCCUCUAGAACAUUUGCCCCUCGUCACACCUGCCUCGAUCAACAAUACCCAGGAUGACACACGACACCCUAUUUCUACCUCAUGCCGAAUUGGUCCAGACCACUCAUUAAUUUCCCCCUUGCUUCAACCGCCUUCGAUCAUUAACACCGCUGCCCUUUCGUCCUUUAAAGAUACCUCGCCCUUGUCACCAUCCCCCACUUCGACCACCAUCCCACCUUUUGAAGUUUUUGACACGUGUCACCAGUCUUCACCUACCCCCACCAUUUUGUGCCUCUUCUCUCGUUUGUCUUCCCAAGGAAUUUCGUCCUUCUAAACCUUUUCUUCCCCUUCCCCCCAUCCCCAUUGGAACCGUUCUUCUCUCUCUCUAUAUAUAUGUAUUCCCCUGCCAUCAAACCCUCUAUCUCACCCUUCCCACCGUCGUCCCUAACACUCCUCUACACGUGCCACCCAAAACUUUAUUGCUCAGCCUCGAGGAGCCCACUCCAGCAUGACCUCGUCUUUUGCCCUCCUUGGACGUUGCUCUACCUACACCCCACUGUCCUCUUCCUGGUGCUUUUCUUUCCCCUUUCUUGUUGGUCCUUGACUUUCUCCCCCACGCACCCUCACCUCUAAUCAUAGACUUCGGGGAUGAGAUGACAACAACUAUCGAGGGUAUCAAAGAUCCUUCUUCUUCAGCUCAGGGGGAGGAAAUCGUUCCGGUAGACAUGGAAGGCAACCGGUUAGCUCACUUCCUCCUUUCCCCUCUGAUGAUCAUUAGCUAUCUUGCUGACCCCCCUCAGCUGAGACCCCGUCAUAAUCUCAAUUCCCAUCCCAAUCGAAGCUGAUACCAUGAGGGAUCCUACCUCACCACUGUCGGUGGACUCAGAUUUCGUGAAUGGCAUUGACCGCGGUCAAGGAAAAAUAUUGGAUGUUAUGCAAGUCAUGGGCUUCCCUCGUUUUGGACCUGAUGGCCCUCUCCACGAAUUCUUCUCAGCCAGAAUCCAGACUCGCUUUCGAAUAAGCAAGAAAGGAAGUCGUGAGCUUGCUAAUCUGGCCUACAACAUCAAUUAUGAUAGAGCUUCUUCUUCUUCCACUCACUUCUCAAACUCCCUUUUGGCCCUCUUGGGAAUGAGAUGUUUAUUGAGGGACUAUCGAAAGGUUGUUGUCCAGGGGGAUUCUCAUAAUUUCAUAUUUUGGUGCAAUGGUUAUGCAAGGUCACUGCGGACAAAUUUUAGAUGAAAUCAAAGAUUUGGAGAGAGGAAAUGUUACAUAUAACUAUGUUCACAGGGGAAAGAAACAACAAGCAGAUGGACUGGGUAGUGGUGUUGGAAGAAAUGACAUUGUGUGUUUGGACUUCGGAGGGCGAGUGAGGUUUAAGAGC